AUGAUGUGGUCGUCGAUUAUGGAUAGCCACGACGUAGAUCGGUUUCGUGGCCUUGACAUGAGCCAUGGUUUCAUAAAAUCUAUUGUGAAGAAUCAGAUUGAUAGAGAUGAAUAUCACAAAGUAAUGGAGGAACGAAAAAUUGAAGUGCAAAAGAAGAUUAGAGAAAGUCGAAGAAAAAAGCCUGCACCAUCAGCAGAGUAUAAACUUUAUGUUCCUCCCCAUUUGCGAGGCAAAAACGACUCGACCGAAACAAACCAGAAAACUGCACCCGAUAGAAGGAAUCCAUGUCCAGCGAUUGUAAGUGAGAUAGAAGAAGAAACAUUACGAGAAAAGGUAACAUUCUAUGAUUAUCUGCCAAUUCUGACUUUGAUUCUUUGCUUGCUUUAUUUUUUUUUCAAUUUUCACCCCUCAUUUAAUCUACAAAGAGUAAAGAAUGGAAGGGGAAUAACUAUAUCUCCCAUGUCAAAACGUAACUUUUUGAUUUAG
Molecule: messenger RNA, 486 nt
Organism: Cylicostephanus goldi
Lineage: Eukaryota; Metazoa; Nematoda; Chromadorea; Rhabditida; Strongylidae
Source: the annotation of a GenBank genome assembly